Vidua macroura (Pin-tailed whydah) is the source of this 1796-nucleotide messenger RNA. RefSeq names its product cytochrome P450 27C1. The record is from RefSeq and is a predicted model, not a curated record. Gene Ontology annotation, biological process: cholesterol metabolic process; cellular response to peptide hormone stimulus; cortisol metabolic process. Bases 101 to 1756 code for a protein of 551 amino acids. Gene Ontology annotation, molecular function: oxidoreductase activity, acting on paired donors, with incorporation or reduction of molecular oxygen; heme binding; iron ion binding. Lineage: Eukaryota; Metazoa; Chordata; Aves; Passeriformes; Viduidae. The transcript is spliced from 9 exons. Gene Ontology annotation, cellular component: mitochondrial inner membrane.
AGAAGUGCUGCUUGUACAAGUUAAAGCAGGCACUGAAGAAAGAGCAACCAAAUAAAAAGCAACUGCAGGAGCAAAGUGGACCCUUCUGAAAUUAAAAGACAUGUCUUUCUUCACCAGAGUUUUGACGAUGAAAUGCAAGCAGACACUUGAAUGUGAGAGGACUUACUUUUACCAGGCGCUUUUCGCCAGCAGCAGGUUUCCCGGGCAGCCCCGGCUGUGCAGCAGCCAGUCCCUGGAGGUGCGGAGCAGCCCGCGGGCAGCGGCGGGGAACAAAGGCGAGGGGCGCGGAGCGGAGCUGCUGGGGCCCCCCCCGCGCCGCCUGGGCAGGGUGAAGAGCCUGCACGAAAUGCCCGGACCCAACACCCUCUACAACCUCUACGAGUUCUUUUGGAAGGACGGCUUCGGCCGCAUUCAUGAAAUCCAGCAAAAACACACUCAGGAAUAUGGAAAGAUCUUCAAGUCUCACUUUGGUCCCCAGUUUGUUGUGUCCAUUGCAGAUCGAGACAUGGUUGCUCAAGUGCUCCGAGCAGAAGGCAGAGCACCACAAAGAGCCAACAUGGAAUCCUGGCAGGAGUACAGAGAUUUACGGGGGAGAGCCACGGGGCUCAUUUCUGCGGAGGGGGAGCAGUGGCUAAAAAUGAGAAGUGUUCUGAGGCAAAAAAUUCUGAAACCCAAAGAUGUGGCUGUUUACUCUGAAGGAGUCAAUGAAGUUAUCACAGACUUAAUUAAAAGAAUCCACACCCUCAGAAGUCAAGAGGAGGAUGGGGAAACAGUGACCAAUGUUAACAACCUUUUCUUCAAGUAUUCAAUGGAAGGGGUGGCGACUAUUCUGUACGAAUGCCGGCUGGGCUGCCUGGAAAACAACAUCCCACAGCAGACUGUUGAAUAUAUUGAGGCUCUGGAAUUGAUGUUUAGCAUGUUUAAGACCACUAUGUAUGCAGGUGCUAUUCCCAAAUGGCUUCGUCCACUUAUUCCAAAACCCUGGAGAGAGUUCUGCAGAUCCUGGGAUGGACUCUUCAAAUUUAGUCAAAUCCAUGUUGACAACAAAUUGAAGGCUAUUCAGUCUCAGCUGGACCAAGGAGAAGUAGUGAAUGGUGGGCUACUUACACACCUCCUAGUGAGUAAGGAACUUACCUUGGAAGAGAUCUAUGCCAACAUGACUGAAAUGCUUCUGGCAGGAGUGGACACAACUUCUUUCACUUUGUCCUGGGCCAUAUACUUGUUGGCAAGGCACCCAGAGGUGCAGCAACGUGUUUAUGAGGAAAUAGUCAAUAAACUGAGUAAAGAUCAAGUUCCAGUGGCUCAUGAUGUCCCAAAAUUGCCUUUGAUUAGAGCUGUCCUGAAAGAAACCUUGAGGUUAUAUCCAGUAUUGCCAGGAAAUGGAAGAGUGACCCAAAAAGACUUGAUCAUUGGAGGAUACUUGAUACCUAAAGGGACCCAGCUGGCACUUUGUCAUUAUGCUACUUCAUACAGUGAAGAAAAUUUCUCAGUGGCAAAUGAGUUCCGACCUGAACGCUGGCUGAGGAAAGAUAAUUUGGACAGAGUAGACAACUUUGGCUCCAUCCCAUUUGGUUAUGGCAUUAGAAGUUGUAUAGGAAAAAGAAUUGCAGAGCUGGAAAUCCAUCUUGCACUGAUUCAGCUACUUCAGAAUUUUGAAAUCAAAAUUUCUCCCAAAACUGAACCAGUUCAUGCCAAAACUCAUGGACUUUUGACUCCUGGAAACUCCAUCAAUGUGAGGUUUUCUGACAGGAAGUGAAACUCAAACAUUUUGGAAGUACUUAUACAAUUUUCAUGGA